Messenger RNA from Gasterosteus aculeatus aculeatus (three-spined stickleback), 5040 nucleotides. It is a transcript of the gene rassf8b, whose product is annotated as Ras association domain family member 8b. Lineage: Eukaryota; Metazoa; Chordata; Actinopteri; Perciformes; Gasterosteidae. The record is from RefSeq and is a predicted model, not a curated record. Gene Ontology annotation, biological process: signal transduction.
GGCCGCACGCCGCGUUCGUCCCGCGGUCCGCUUGCGUCGCGUUGCGGCUUCAACCGGUCCGUCAUGCCUUGCGGUGUCCCAGCUCAGCUCCGACGCAAUUGAACGAACCCGCCCUGCGGUUCUACCCCUCACUGGUGGCGGGGCAGGGGCAGCAGGAGGAGCGGCGGAUGUGGGGAGCCCCUCGCGUCGGAUACCGGACAACCGGCCGGACGUUGUGUUUACAUCCACGCACAGCGAGAACAGGCGGGGACGCGCGCGCGCCGCGGACUCCAACGCAGGCGCGGACGAGCGCGGAAUAAACGGGAUCUCCCCGCAGAUCAAGCGUUUGAAAGUAGCUGAUUUUUAAAUGUUUUUAUUCAUUUAUUUGUUAUCACAGCCAGAGACACUGAGGCUGCAGCACAACAGGGGAGUUGAAAUGCUCGUGCACGCGGGGAUCCGAUGCUGAAUGCAGGGAUGCACAGUACAACAGUAACACCCCCUUGUGGUGUGGAGGAAUGAGGGCCUCUGGAUGAAGGUCAUGGAGCUGAAAGUUUGGGUGGACGGAGUGCAGCGCAUCGUGUGCGGCGUCACAGAAUUCACCACAUGCCAGGAAGUAGUCAUUGCUUUGGCGCAAGCCAUUGGACGCACCGGCAGGUACACUUUGAUCGAGAAAUGGCGUGAGACAGAACGUCACCUGGCACCGCAAGAGAACCCCGUGGUGUCCCUCAACAAGUGGGGUCAAUAUGCCUGCGACGUCCAGCUCAUCCUCCAGCGGACCGGCCCGUCCGUCAGCGAGAGGCCCGCCUCCGACGGGCUGGCUCGCGUCCCGGAGCGGGGCUUCUACCGCCAGAGCCUGCCGCCUCUGGCCAAGCUCCGCCCGUCAGGGACAGAGCGCUCGCUCAAACGAAGGGAACCCAAGCGCAAGUCUCUGACCUUCACCGGCGGGGCCAAGGGUCUGCGGGACAUAUUUGGGAAAAGCAGAGACGCCGAAGCCAAACAGUCCCAGCAGCGGGGUGUGAGUCUGAGCCUGAGCAGGGUUGGAGGUGUUGGAGCAGGAUCUGUCCCUGGGAGUCCGGCCAGAGAGCUGAGCCGGUUGGUGCAGCUGCAGCGAGACAAACUCCAGGCCCUGGAGAGCCGUCUGCUGGGCUGCGAGGGCGAGCUGCAAGACUGGGAGGAGGCCGCCGCCGAUGAAGGAGGAAACUUGGAGGAGGAGCUGCUGCAUUUGGAGCAGCAGGUGAGGAGGAACGAUGCCGAGAUGGAGGAGGAGGAGUUCUGGCAGAACGAGCUGCAGAUUGAGUGCGAGAGCGAGCGGCUCCUCCGGCAGCAGCUAGCGGAGCUGCAGGGCCGCGUGCGCGAUUGCGAAGUUAAGCUCUCAGAGUACCUGGCACACAUACAGCGCAUGGAGGGAGGCCUGGAGCAGGAGCAGCUGCAGCAGGAGGCCGAGCUCAACCAGAGGGCCAACGAGGAGGAGGUGCAGGCCCAGCUGGAGAAGGUGAGGGCAGAGCUUGAAACGCAGAGCCAACACACAGCCCGGCUGGAAAGCAGCUGCAGGGCGUUGGAACACUCACUUGGCCAAUCGAGCAGCAGAUUACAGGAGAAGGAGCAGGAGCUGGAACAACUGACUAAAGAGCUGCGACAGGUCAACCUGCAGCAGUUCAUUCAGCAGACAGGCACCAAGGUCACUGUGCUGCCGGCUCAACCUGCAGGAGAUAACAACAAUGUAGACUCCGGUUCUCUGAAAAGACACGGCUCUUCUCGGCUUUUACCCAGCAACCUUCGCACCCUUCAAAGCGCAGGGAAGUCCAGCCUCAACCCUGAAGGCAUCUACGUUUGAGCCCCAAACCGUGCGGGAGACAUUAUCUGAGCAGCAGGGUCGGCCUGGUGGUAUCGGGGGGCCGGAAGGCUCCCCAAACUGCUGAAAUGCCGUCGAGCAAGGCACUGAAACAAUGUUUGGGGGGAUGAGUGAGGUAUCACACAAAAAAACAAACAGUUCUCCCAUCUGUUUCGCAUCUUUCUUGCUCGGUCUCGCCUUCCAUUUCCCGAGGACUGAGAAUCCAACUGAUGUCAAAAUCCAUUCGCAAACUAACAUUUAAACCCCCUGUACUUCAGUAACUGGGUGAAGAAUCCUCUUAAAGCUUGAAGCCAGGUUAUUGUUAUAGUUAUUGAGGAGGCUUCAGCAUAAUAGAUACACUUUUCUUUGUGCGUGUUGUGAAUUAUAAAUAAGAGGAUGCAAAGUUUGGACGUUUACAAACGCAAUCCAUGCACGAGCAUGCGUAAACGCCACACCUGCGCUACGACCUUAGCCAUAUCUGAUUGCCUUACUGGUUUUAAAACCAGACGUCAAUAAUGUUAAAAGGUAGCUUCUAAACUAUGCGCCAUAUCAAUUUGAUAAAAUGCUUGGCACCAAUUUAGGUGGUACGUAAUCAUGGUAACUGAUGUCAGUGAAAAAGUGGCUUUUUCUUUCACAUAAGUCGUUUUUUAUUUUAUUUUGUAUUGGUUUAAAAUAGAAAUGCAUUUGCUUCAUAUUUCUUACAUUUGCCCAAAAUGGAAAAUUGUUUGCCGGACAUAUAAAAUAAAUGAUAGACGAUAAUGGAGGAACAAUCUUUAACUAUCCAACAUUUCGGGUUCAGUUUUAUGUCCAGUUUAGUGCAGAGCUAUUAUUCUCCUUAGUUUCACGUCAGCACUUUGUCCAGAAGCUCAGAAACAUGAAAGAAGUGACGCGCAUGAGUGAUGGCGGCGGCCUUUUGAGCCCUAAGUGUAAAUCCAGCUUGGAAAGUUUAUUGAUGACUUUAUACCCAGUUUGACCACCAGGUGGCGACAAAACAUACAUUAUCCACAGGUGUGAAAGUUAACUGUGUGGAAGCAGCCUGAGGUCUGGUAUCUGUCUCUAUUCAUUGUCAUGGGUCAAACGUGACUGCAUAUUGUCUUUGUUUCAACGCUUCCGCACUUUAGCCAAAUAGUGUGUAUUCUGAAGUGCCACUUGGGUUGUUGGACAUAUUUCCCUGGAUACAUCAAACACAAACACAUACUUCACAAAACAGUAUUCCACCCACAUACUGCAGUCUUUUGUUCCGUCACAUUUUUUAUAAUGAACUAAAGAUGUCUCUUAUGAACCAAAGCCAGUGUGAAAAACUAAUAGUUAGAUGAAUGUACUUUUUUACGUGAAUGCAACUUAUGUACUAACGCGUCAAAUAGUGGUCAUGCUUUAUGGAGUCAUAGUUUGCUAUGACAGAUGGUUGAGCUCUUUGUCUUGUUGCCACUCGAUUAAAAGAAGUCGACGGAACUUUUUUUCUAAAACACUUUAAAAAAAAGAGAAUUACACAAAAGUCUGGUGUAUGUUGUAUCACCCAUUUCCAAUUAAAUGUUGAGAAUAACAUUAACGCAGAAUGAAAGGAGAUUUCUCAGACGAUUUCUGCGAUGAAAGUCACACAAACUGCGUAGGAAUGUGCGGGUUGAAAUGAGGGUCCAUAAGCUUUUGAACUUGAAACCGCUUUAAUGUAUGUGGUUGUCUGUCAAACCUGUGAAUUCUCCUAAGUGAGACUGUCUAAAAAUCUUUUUUGAAAUUAUAUCAAUAAAACAUGGAACAAUAUCAAUAGAACAGGAAACAAAUGCCUAACGGUCCUGCUUUGCGCUGUAAGAACAAGGUUAAAAUGCAUACAUUUAACUUACAUAUGGGUGUGCUUGUGCAACUUUGGGGUCUGAAACAGUGUGGGAAUUUAGAGCACUGAGUUUCACACGCAGCUUUAUCAAUUGGAGUCUGUGCUCAGAUAUUCAAAAGCGGUUCUCCUGUUCCAGAGUUUGUGCAGUCGUAUCUUUCAUGUACAUUGUGCGCAAGUUUCACAAGUUACCUUCCUUAUGAACAACACAUCAUCAACCCAUACGUUAUGAUGUAUUAGUGUGGGCUAAGCUACCGAAUACUAUCAAUAUUUUCAAAUUAGCUCCACCUUAACCAGCGGCAACAUUAAAGUGAUGUUUGUUCAUUUGUAUGAUAUAAGGAGUACUUUUGAUAUACACUCAAGUGAUUCUCCUUUUUGAAGUAAGUUACUUCCUCAACCACUCACUUUUGUUCUUCAAAAUCUACAAAUCCUUUUACCAACUGUAAUUUUCUCGAGUUUUUCACAGGUUUACCAAGCGUGAAACACAACCACAAGCUUUGAAAUCAUUUCACCAGCUCGAUAUCUUAUUGAUCCUGACUUGAGCCCACAGGAAGAAACUUGUAUUUGUGCUGUGAGCGAUAACAAAGUGAAUUCUCCCCUCCGGUGGGACGAAUCUUCGUUGUUUGCUCUGCAAAUUCACGUCACGGCUGGAAAAAGUAUUCUCAGAUAUUUACUAAAGUUUUUCUCGCGCCUCCCCCCUCAGUAUGCAGCAUCAUCGUCAUGACAACAAGCUCAGCUGUGACACAGAAACUGAAACUAAAUGAAGUGGUGUUUGACUGGAGGCUCUUGGAUAAUGGCAUGCCUUACCGGCGGGGAAAAAAGAAAUGUAAAUAAUGUCUACAUAUCACAGCAGUCUACGGACUUAAAAAAAAAAAAAAAACGCGGAUAGAAGUCUGAAAUAUGCAGAAUGCUCUAGAGGUUAGAUCUUAAAGCUGUCGCUCAGUAGGCAGCUCUGCAUGCAUGCAAUAAUGUGUGAUCGGUUUAUUCGGGCUCCCAAUUACUGGCUUUCAGGGAACCAACAAUUUGUCAGAGAAUUUUAUUGUUUGGUUUUGUUGUGUCCCUUGUUGCUGGCAUUAACACUGAUUGAGAUUUGAACUCUGGCAAAGAGCGUACAGCCACGAGCAGAAGAACAGUAAAACCUGCACAUUACCGUCUUUCAAUCUGAUGUAAUUCUGGCAAAGAUGCCAUCUUUGGAUGUAAUAGAUAACCACGUUGCAUUGAAACAUGACGUUUACAGAAAUUGCUAAUGGGUGCUUUUUAUUGUGCCGUCACUGGUGCUUCUCAGUAAUGGAGCCAAAACAAAUGAGGUGAUGGAGCCAUUGUGGAAACGGCCAUCGAGCGGCUUGGAAAGCUGAAGUAGAAAUGCAGCGGCUCAGGGAUAUCUCAAGGCACAGACAAGAAUGGG